Cladocopium goreaui is the source of this 4696-nucleotide messenger RNA. The record is from the annotation of a GenBank genome assembly. NCBI's taxonomy places the organism in Eukaryota, Dinophyceae, Suessiales, Symbiodiniaceae.
AUGCCCACAGCAGAUGCAACAUCAGCACCAGCAGCAACAGCUGCACAACCUUCCAGUGCCUCAGGUUUGGCAAGACUAGCCAGCCGUCCCAUAGCAGCUGCAGCUGUUGAAAGUACAAGUGCACCAGGUGCUCCAACGUCCACAGCAGAUCCAACAUCAGCACCAGCAGCAACAGCUGCACAACCUUCCAGUGCCUCAGGUUUGGCAACAAUAGCCAGAGGCCCCAUAGCGGCUGCAGCUGUUGAAAGUGCAACGGUGUCAGAGCCGGCAGCACAAGACGGCACUACAAUGAGCACUCCGCCACAAGGUGAAGCUGCAGCAGAUGCAGCUGCACCCGCUGCCCCACCAACUGGAAGUGCAACUGAAGCGGUGGCAGCAGAGGAGGCAGCCACAAAAGACACACCUGCCCCUGUAUCCAUUGAAAGCCCAGAUGCAGCUGCAGCAACAGCGUCACAGCCAGCAGCACAAGACGGCACUACAAUGAGCACUCUACCAAAAGGUGAAGCUGCAGCAGAAGCAGCUGCACCUGCUGCCCCAACACCAACUGGAAGUGCAACUGAAGUGGCGGCAGCAGAGGAGGCAGCCACAAAAGACACAUCUGGUGUCCCAGCAGCCACUGAAAGCCCAGAUGCAGCAGCAGUGUCAGCGCCAUCAGCACAAGAUGGCACUACAACCAGCACUCCGCCACAAGAUGCAGCUGGACACGCUGCCCCAACACCAACUGGAAGUGCAACUGAAGCGGUGGCGGCAAAGGAGGCAGCCACAAAAGACACACCUGGUGUCCCAGCAGCCACUGAAAGCCCAGAUGCAGCAGCAGUGUCAGAGUCAUCAGCACAAGAUGGCACUACAACGAGCACUCCGCCACAAGGUGAAGCUGGAGCAGAUGCAGCUGCACCCGCUGCCCCACCACCAACUGGAAGUGCAACUGAAGCGGUGGCAGCAGAGAAGGCAGCCACAAAAGACACACCUGGUGCCCCAGCAGCCACUGAAAGCCCAGAUGCAGCAGCAGUGUCAGAGCCAUCAGCACAAGAUGGCACUACAAUGAGCACUCCGCCACAAGGUGAAGCUGCAGCAGAUGCAGCUGCACCCGCUGCCCCACCACCAACUGGAAGUGCAACUGAAGCGGUGGCAGCAGAGGAGGCAGCCACAAAAGACACACCUGCCCCUGUAGCCAUUGAAAGCCCAGAUGCAGCUGCAGCAACAGCGUCACAGCCAGCAGCACAAGACGGCACUACAAUGAGCACUCUACCAAAAGGUGAAGCUGCAGCAGACGCAGCUGCACCUGCUGCCCCAACACCAACUGGAAGUGCAACUGAAGUGGCGGCAGCAGAGGAGGCAGCCACAAAAGACACAUCUGGUGUCCCAGCAGCCACUGAAAGCCCAGAUGCAGCAGCAGUGUCAGCGCCAUCAGCACAAGAUGGCACUACAACCAGCACUCCGCCACAAGGUGAAGCUGCAGCAGAUGCAGCUGCACCCGCUGCGGUGGCAGCAGAGGAGGCAGCCACAAAAGACACACCUGGUGCCCCAGUAGCCACUGAAAGCCCAGAUGCAGCUGCAGCAACAGCGUCAAAGCCAGCAGCACAAGAUGGCAUUGAAACAAGCACUCUGCUACAAGGUGAAGCUGCAGCAAAUGCAGCUGCAGCGGCCGCCCCAACACCAACUGGAAGUGCAACUGAAGCGGUGGCAGCAGAGGAGGCAGCCACAAAAGACACACCUGCCCCAGCAGCCACUGAAAGCCCAGAUGCAGCAGUAGUGUCAGAGUCAGCAGGACAAGAUGGUACUGAAACAAGCACUCCGCCACAAGGUGAAGCUGCAGCAGAGUCAGCUGGACCCGCUGCCCCAACACCAACUGGAAGUGCAACUGAAGUGGCGGCAGCAGAGGAGGCAGCCACAAAAGACAAACCUGGUGCCCCAGCAGCCGCUGAAAGCCCAGAUACAGCUGCAGCAGCAGUGUCAGAGCCAUCAGCACAAGAUGGCACUACAACGAGCACUCCGCCACAAGGUGAAGCUGCAGCAGAUGCAGCUGGACACGCUGCCCCAACACCAACUGGAAGUGCAACUGAAGCGGUGGCGGCAAAGGAGGCAGCCACAAAAGACACACCUGGUGCCCCAGCAGCCACUGAAAGCCCAGAUGCAGCAGCAGUGUCAGAGCCAGCAGCACAAGAUGGCAUUGAAACAAGCACUCUGCCACCAGGUGAAGCUACAGCAGGUGCAGCUGCACCCGCCGCUCCACCACCACCUGGAAGUGCAACUGAAGCGGUGGCAGCAGAGGAGGCAGCCACAAAAGACACACCUAGUGCCCCAGCAGCGACUGAAGGCCCAGCACAAGACGGCACUACAAUGAGCACUCUGCCACACGGUGAAGCUGCAGCAGAUGCAGCUGCACUUGCUGCCCCACCACCAACUGGAAGUGCAACUGAAGCGGUGGCAGCAGAGGAGGCAGCCACAAAAGACACAACUGGUGCCCCAGCAGCCGCUGAAAGCCCAGAUACAGCUGCAGCAGCAGUGUCAGAGCCAGCAGCACAAGACGGCACUACAAUGAGCACUCCGCCACAAGGUGAAGCUGGAGCAGAUGCAGCUGCACCCGCUGCCCCACCACCAACUGGAAGUGCAACUGAAGCGGUGGCAGCAGAGAAGGCAGCCACAAAAGACACACCUGGUGCCCCAGCAGCCACUGAAAGCCCAGAUGCAGCAGCAGUGUCAGAGCCAUCAGCACAAGAUGGCACUACAAUGAGCACUCCGCCACAAGGUGAAGCUGCAGCAGAUGCAGCUGCACCCGCUGCCCCACCACCAACUGGAAGUGCAACUGAAGCGGUGGCAGCAGAGGAGGCAGCCACAAAACACACACCUGGUGCCCCAGCAGCCGCUGAAAGCCCAGAUGCAGCAGCAGUGUCAGAGCCAUCAGCACAAGAUGGUACUACAAUGAGCACUCCGCCACAAGGUGAAGCUGCAGCAGAUGCAGCUGCACCCGCUGGCCCAACACCAACUGGAAGUGUAACUCAAGCAGCGGAAGCAGAGGAGGCAGCCAAAACCAAAGAAUCACCAGCAGCUACUGUUGCAGCCGCAGCAGAGGAGAAAAGCAAGAAGGAAGCAGCUACUCCUAAAGACACGCCAGCAGCUACAACUGCAGCCGCAGCAGAGGAGAAAAGAAGUGCUGCUCCCAAAGAAGAAGCGAAGAAAUCAGCCACCGACAAGGCGACCAAGGCCAAUGAGCCAAAAGGGCAAAGUGCAGAGGGAGAGUCAAAGCCAAGAAGGCUCCGCGCCUUGGGCCUACAAGCGGCCUUGGGCUUGGACCCAAAAACACAACAAACCACCGCCGAGGCCGAGGAAGCUCCGAAGAAAGGUCGAUUGCAGAAACUGGGUCUGUCAACCCUGGUGGAGCCUGAAGAACCGAAAGUUCAGAAGGAAGGCGAAGGACCCAGCGAAGCGGCGAAAAUGGCUGAGGAGGUGCCCCAAAAACGGCGACGCAAGUUGCAAGACUUGGGCUUGGCAGAUGCUUUGGAGGACACCAUGACGAUGACGGAGGAAGACAAGGAAAUGGCGGAGCUGGCCAAAGCGGCCGAAGCCAAAGCCGAAGUCAGCGAGGCUCCAGCGGUGCGAGUGGAUGAGCUGCUGGAUCUCCUUGAGGCCCCAGCAGACGAUUCCAGCGAUGACUUCGAUGAGGUCGGUUUGCCCCCUGCGGUGCUAGCCAUGCCGCUGGGCACCAUCGAUGGCGACGAACUCCGACUCUAUCUGGCGGAUCUGGCACCCACUAAGGCAGAGAUUGAUGGUGCUGUGGAAGCAGCAGCUGAUGGAGCAGCGAUAGCAACACCCGAGGCAGCGGCCUCCUGCCACCGUGCCCCGCCUGCCCCGCCUGCGGCGCCACCGCCAAGUGUGACGCCGUCGGUUUCGACGUCGCAGCAGACGAGAGCAGCUCCGGUCGGCAGGUCGCUUCCCUCCCAGUCCACCUCCGCGGGACCCACGGGGCGGUUCAAGGCCGUCGAGGCCUGGGCGGCGGAGGAUGAACCCGAGCUGAAGAGUGACGGCCGCAGGGCCAGGGCCAGGAGCCCCGGGAGCCCUUUCAGGAGCCUUCCCCGGGAUGACGUCUCCCCAGAGGAGCCAGAGGUCUCGACAGUGGAGGAGACCUAUCAACCUGCAUGGAAGCGGAAGAACUUGGAGAAGGAACUGGAGGAAAUUUCAGCCAUUGAGGCAACAGCCAUUGCCAUCCGACAAGGGCUUCAGGAUCUGCAAGAAGAGAAGGACACCUGUGACGUCGACGCAGACGCCGCGGCGCUGAUGCUGGAGCUCAGAGGCGGACGAAGCACGAAAACUGCAGCCAGGCGCAGUUCGAGUGUGGAUCAUGAAGCCAUGGCCCUUCUGGCAGAACUUCAAGCCGUGAAGGAGUCCGGCCGAUCACAGGUCAAUGAAGGCUCAGAAGCAGCGCAGUCAGACAGGCCAUGGCACUUAGAAGUGAUGAAGAUGAGGAAGACGCUGAACGCGUUUAACGACGCGAAGGACACGUGACGGUGGCUCUGCCAAGCCUGAAAACAAGAAGGCAGGGGUUCUGCUGUGGAUCGAGCUGAUGAAGCGGCCAUCGCAAGCCCCGAGGACAAUGAAAGACUGGGUCUCGAUGCGGAACACUUGCUGCACCAGACACAGGUGGAGAAGACUUGGGCAUUGGGAGCAUGAAGAAGUUGGGGAACCUGACCAAGGACAA